Molecule: messenger RNA, 1392 nt
Organism: Mesorhabditis spiculigera
Lineage: Eukaryota; Metazoa; Nematoda; Chromadorea; Rhabditida; Rhabditidae
Source: the annotation of a GenBank genome assembly
AUGGACCCUCAAAUCGUGCCCUGCUGCUUUUGCGGCUCUGUGGUCCCGCGAAACGAUGCCACAAAGAUCAUGAACUUUGCCGGCGCCGAGUUUUACGACACGCAUCUGGCCGACGAGCUCCCGAUCCCCGGCUUCUUUCUGGCGCAGUUUAAGAAGAAACGAAAAGAGACGCCGAAAACGCCGGAAAUUUGGAUAUGCACUGCACACCAGAAGCCCAGCUGGUUCGGCAUCUCGGAAAGCAACACCACCGGCGUCCCGGAGCCCACAAAGGUGGAAAUGAUCAUCACGAUGAACGACGUCUGCUAUCCCGAGACGAAAACAAUUCCGGUUGCUAGAGGCGGUCAGCGGAUGUACCUACAGAAUGUCAAUCUGAUGGACACUUGUCGGUUGUGUGGUCGUGUCGGUGUGCCGUGGAUUACGGCCGCAAAUGAGGCGUCUGGACGGGCGCUGGCCGCUUUUUCCAACGACGCCGCGCCGGUGGUGGAGGGCGUUCGCAUGUGCAGGAUACACUUCCCCCAAGGCAUCCUCAAGGGCGACAUCAACGUCAACUUUCGCCAAAUUUCUACGAAUGAAAAUGGCCGAUUUAGUCGGGUGACGAUCGAUUGCGUCUACUGUGCGCACUGCUUCAGCGUGUGCGACCCGCGCGCGGCGAAGCACAUUAUGAGCGAGGAUGAGCUGCCGAGGACCGUUUCCGACGAGUUGGCUGAAUGUGUUCGUCAAUCUCCGCCCGGCUCGUACUACGUCUGCCUACGCCACUAUGCGCCUGGUGUUAUUCAGGAAAAGUGCACGUACUGCAGCGCCGCCUACGCCCCGGAGUGUCGCAUCCAGCUCGAGCUGGUCAGGCAGGCGGUAUCGCGCUUCCUGGGCCAAGAAGUGCCGCCACGAUUCCGCCUCUGCGCCCACCACAUCCCCGAGCGCUUCCUCAUCAACAAGGGCAGCUAUUCGAUAAUCACGUGCGUCGACUGCGACUACUGCGAGCAGCUCGUCUCCAUGUUCGACACGUACGGAGGAUUCGUUCCUGAGUUCCUCGAGAAGCCGUUCCCGCCCCGUUUCGAGAUCCGUUGCAGCCAGAAGCGCUUCCAGGAGGUGCGCAUCUGCCGCAAGCACUACAUCAGCCACGACGGCGCAAAGUCCUCCCACGCCCAACUUCAAGCCGUACUUGGUGCCCUGCAGAAGAAGGUGCGCGCCGAGGGCUGGGAGCCGGUCGACCUGCUCAAGGAGGUCAACGAUCCGGAGGGCUGCGACACGUCGAUUUACAUGCCGGGCUCCAGCUACUAUGAUGCAGGAUUCGGAGCCAACGCGGCAAAACCGGAAGACGCGCAGCGCCGUAUCCGCAAGCAUUCCCCGCCCCCGGCAGAAGUGACGAAACGCGGACGGCUCGACGGUUACGAA